GACAGCGGCCCAUCCUGAACGACUCCUUAGAGCUACAGCCCUCUGAUAUCCCAGCGAUAAAUAAAUAGAAUGUCAAGUGCGCAUCUCAAAAAGCCGGCCGCGGCACCUCCGGGCCCCGGGUCGCAACAGCAACCGCCAGUUCCGAAGAAGUCGAUGGCUCUCAAAGCGCAAUCGAAACGCACCGUGACUGAGGAGGAGCUUAUGCAUAAAGACUCUAUCACUCCUGACGAUGUCCUUCGCUUGAACAGAUUCACACAGGAAUACUUGUGCGGACCGGAAGCGAAUCUUUUCAACAUCGAUUUCACCAGGUUCACCAUCAGGGACAUGGAAACCGGAAUGGUGCUCUUCGAGAUUGCCAAACCUCCCCCACAAGACCAAGACGACCCCGCCGCCGUGGAGCUGGAACCCGAGAUCACGGAUCCUAAUGCUGGUCGCUUCGUUCGGUAUCAGUUUACACCGCAGUUUUUGAAGCUCAAAACCGUAGGCGCAACGGUGGAGUUCACCGUCGGCGAUCGACCCGUGUCGCGCUUCCGUAUGAUCGAAAGACAUUUCUUCCGGGAUCAACUGUUGAAAACCUUUGACUUCGAGUUCGGCUUCUGCAUACCGAACUCGCGCAAUACUUGUGAACAUAUAUACGAGUUUCCCCAGCUGGGCCAGGAACUCGUCGACGAGAUGACUGCCAAUCCUUAUGAGACUAGAUCGGAUUCUUUCUAUUUUGUUGACGAUAAGCUCAUCAUGCACAAUAAGGCUGACUACGCGUACACGGGUGGCCGCAAUUGAAUGAGCGAACGAACGAAUUGCCCCAGUGUAUACCCUGAGUAGACGAGUCGAUUCCCUGGCGCAGCCUAAGAUGACUUUGGUCCUAGCGUUCAAUAUUUGAAUAUUAUGGAAUGCCGAAACAUCGAGGAAUUGCCCGGUUGAGGGUAGAGCUCGGUCAUCCCCAGCCGAAACGCUAAUGCAUACUACGAGACCGCGGUAGGGACGUCUGUCCUCGGGCCACACACGGAAGCGCGGAUCACAGAGCUCACCGAGAGACCGAUCUCUGCUGGAGAGCUGCGGUCAAACGAUCCGUCUCCCCCUCAAAAGAGCGGAGGGCAUCAAAUCUCCUAGGCAGCGAAACUCCAUGCAUCACAACCAUCGAUGUGGUCUCAAAUCUCUUUCACUGAUUUGUCCCCUCCAUUUUCUCCAUCGAAGAUUCACUUUUCCUUUAAUU
Galendromus occidentalis (western predatory mite) is the source of this 1213-nucleotide messenger RNA. RefSeq names its product unc-119 lipid binding chaperone (gene unc-119). Gene Ontology annotation, cellular component: cilium. Gene Ontology annotation, molecular function: lipid binding. Bases 70 to 780 code for a protein of 236 amino acids. Gene Ontology annotation, biological process: nervous system development; cilium assembly; lipoprotein transport. The record is from RefSeq and is a predicted model, not a curated record. The transcript has 4 exons. NCBI's taxonomy places the organism in Eukaryota, Metazoa, Arthropoda, Arachnida, Mesostigmata, Phytoseiidae.